Messenger RNA from Fukomys damarensis (Damara mole-rat), 2351 nucleotides. RefSeq names its product GATA binding protein 4 (gene Gata4). The record is from RefSeq and is a predicted model, not a curated record. Gene Ontology annotation, molecular function: zinc ion binding; RNA polymerase II cis-regulatory region sequence-specific DNA binding; DNA-binding transcription factor activity, RNA polymerase II-specific. The transcript has 4 exons. Gene Ontology annotation, biological process: positive regulation of transcription by RNA polymerase II; cell fate commitment; negative regulation of transcription by RNA polymerase II. Lineage: Eukaryota; Metazoa; Chordata; Mammalia; Rodentia; Bathyergidae. The coding region runs from base 454 to 1038 and encodes 194 amino acids.
CGAUUAGUUUCUUUUUUGUAAGAGAAUCUUUGGGUUAAUGUCUUACACUCUGAGUAACUACUUUGAAGAUAAUGAUACACAGUGUAUUAACUGUUGUCAUUCUCAGUAUUCUGCUGCGGUUUGUUUUAUUUUUUAUUCAAUGAAAAAGAAAAAUUACACACUUUGACCCCAGCUUGGCAAACAUGCAACACAUGAAGGCUCUCUGGUUAGGGCGAUCUGGGGGCUGGAGCGCCACCCUCAGGGACCCCAAGACAAGCUCUGGACUGCAACCCAGCUGCCCCCUCCCGGCCGGCAGCUGGUGACUCUUCCUUUCCUUUCCGGAGCCCUGCGCAUCUGGUGGUAUCUGUGUGCUCUGUCCACUGCCCCAGGUGCUGAGCCAGAGGCAGGAGGACCUGGCAGCCAAGCAAGGCAGUAAUCCUCGGUCCUCUCUGCCCUCUUCCUCACCCAGUAGAUAUGUUUGACGACUUCUCGGAAGGCAGGGAGUGUGUCAACUGCGGGGCCAUGUCCACCCCGCUGUGGAGGAGGGAUGGGACGGGACACUACCUGUGCAACGCCUGCGGCCUCUACCACAAGAUGAACGGCAUCAACCGGCCCCUCAUCAAGCCCCAGCGCCGGCUGGUUCCCAGGCCUCUGGCUAUGCGGAAAGAGGGGAUUCAGACGCGGAAACGGAAGCCCAAGAACCUGAAUAAAGCGAAGACACCAGCAGGUCCUUCCGGCAGUGAGAGCCUUCCUCCCACCAGCAGCGCUUCCAGCAGCUCCAGCAACGCCACCAGCAGCAGCAGUGAAGAGAUGCGCCCGAUCAAGACAGAGCCCGGGCUGUCCUCUCACUACGGGCACAGCAGCUCCAUGUCCCAGACAUUCGCAGUCAGUGCCGUGUCUGGCCACGGGUCCUCCAUCCACCCGGUCCUCUCGGCCCUGAAGCUGUCCCCACAAAGCUACACGUCUCCCGUCAGCCAGUCACCGCAGGCCAGCUCCAAGCAGGACUCCUGGAACAGCCUGGUCUUGGCUGACAGUCACGGGGACAUAAUCACUGCGUAAUCCUCCCUUCUCCUGAAGUUCCUGCACGGACCUGGGACUUGGGGGUCCCUGGGGUCACCCCUCUGUCUGGGAGUGACUCCGGAACAGCUGGGAAGAACUUGAAGUCAGUGAUGGCCGGGAGAUGGAUGCUGGACUUCCUCAGACUCCUUCCCAGGGGGACGGGACAGAGACCCCCACCCUGACACAGCGCGGAGGAGCGGAACACUUCUUUCUCACUUCUGCCCUGAGCAGGACAGGACGUCCUCCGCUCCUGCUUUCCUCCGUGGGGCCCAGAGUGGUUUCUCCACUGUGUCCCCAGCGCGGGGCCUCUGCCUGCUGUGCAUGGGACCCAGCAGCCCUGCCCUCGCCCACACUCCCUCAAGGCGCCCACACCCCUGUGCCCUCCAGUACCAGGCCCGGCUCCAGAACACUGGGUGUGACGCGAUGAUACGGAGCACUUCCUGGGGCGUCAGCCACCGCAUGGGCUGGCACCCUCCGGGCUCUGCUUGGCAGGCCUUUCCCUCCUUUCCUGGCGGGAGCUCCCCUCCCUCCUCCUCUUCAGCCCAGGGCCUCUGACAUGGAAAUCCCCGUACAAACAAGAGCUCGGUAGUGUACCCCAACAGCACCUCAGGUCUGUCCCACCUCUUCCGUCCGCCCAUCACACGUGGAGGGUUCAGGGGAAGGUGAGGCACUCUCCUGCUAAAGCAACUUCAGCAGAGGCCCAUCUGUGCCUUGACGUCCCUCUGGAGGGGCACCCACUGGGCACUGACCCACUCCGAGGACUCCUUCCUGCCUGCCUCCGAGCCUGCCAGGGCCAUGGGCCUGCAUCUCCUGAGGCCUGGGCUGCGUCCUUCUCCCAGAAGAAAUCUUCCACCCUGGAAGCCAAAAGCUAGAGAGUUUCAAGAUAAAUUUAAUGCAAGCAAACGACAAAGCAAAACUCAUGGAAAGAGGCUGAUCCAAGAAAACCCAGGGUGGGUGCUGAAGGAACGUGUGGCUUGUACCCACCUUGGAAGUGGCCUUUGUGUCCCCUGCCCCAGGCUCAAGAAGACUUCUUCCUCGUCCCUGUUACCCACAGAGCUGUAGCGGACUGUGGCAUUACCGUGUCCUUCCCCAAACGCCCGGGCCCUCCCUGGAGCCUUACUGGCCGUAGCAGAGAAUAUCUUUGGAGCAAGAUUCUGUUUUAAUCAUUUACACUGUUUUCUCCCUAAAGGUCUCCCUCCCAUCCCUCCCCAACCCACAAACCUGUUAACAUUGUCUUAAGGUGAAAUGGCUGUAAAAUCAGUAUUUAACUAAUAAAUUUAUCUGUAUCCCUCUGUCCCUUCUCUUCCCUCAGG